AUGGUGGCGGCCAUAGGCUCGAGCCGGUGGCACGCUGCUCUGAAAAUGGAAAUGAGCCAACACUUUCCGAUCUGGCAGCGGCCUCAACAGCAACGCCUCCGUGAAAGACUCAUUCAGUUUUUCUACUUUCUCCUCUUCCGCUAUCGAUUCAAAAGCCGAAAACAUUUGUUGCCUCGAGAGCUUCAGCCUCCCCAUCACGGUAAUCACCCGAAAACCGUAGCACCUUGCUGGGACCGAGGGCCACCCACGAGACAGGAGCAGGGGAAAGCGCUGCAAACUAAGCCCCGACCACCACGAGGGCGGCGAUCUGAGCCCGCCGUCAGGCCCGGCCUUCACUCCGUCCGAAAUCCCAGCGACCGCCAUGGCGACAUAGAUUUUGGGAGAAGCGCCCCGGCAUGGAUCAUCAGGCCUGAUAGAAUUAACGGCGCAGCCAUAGUGACAGUCGGCGCCAAGGAAACAGAGCUUCGCCGGUGGAGUACCGCAGCCGCGGUCAAAGAGAAGAGGGUGUAA
This is a messenger RNA of Striga asiatica, 510 nucleotides long. The record is from the annotation of a GenBank genome assembly. Lineage: Eukaryota; Viridiplantae; Streptophyta; Magnoliopsida; Lamiales; Orobanchaceae.